This is a messenger RNA of Gallus gallus (chicken), 3069 nucleotides long. RefSeq lists its product as uncharacterized. NCBI's taxonomy places the organism in Eukaryota, Metazoa, Chordata, Aves, Galliformes, Phasianidae. Bases 993 to 1250 code for a protein of 85 amino acids. The record is from RefSeq and is a predicted model, not a curated record. The transcript is spliced from 6 exons. Gene Ontology annotation, cellular component: membrane.
GGGGCAGCGCGGCAUGGCGGCGGGAGGGUGGUGAGCGGGGCCGGGCGGGGCGGGUUCUGUCCCGGGAACGGGGUCGGGCUUCAGUCCGGGGGCGUCGAGGGGCUCUCGGGAGAGGAGCUCGCGGUGCUGCCGGUCACCGAGAGGCAGGUCCCGGCUCGCAGGCGGGCUGCGUGGCCUCGCGAGAGCUGUGGGUGCCGGAGCGCAGGCCGGGGCGAGCGGGGCGGCUCCCAGGCGGCGCCGCUGCUGCCUUGGGCAGGGCGGUGGCAGCCCCGUGCUCCGUCGUGCGGCGGGAGCUCUCGUGCUUUGUCGCUCUUCGUUGGUGUCUGAAAGAGGACUUCCCAUUGGAAUUUGUACCGAGAAAACCCCAGGUGAGGAAUGGAGCAACAUGCCUUGGUGCUCUGUUUGAGUGGGGGAGUGGGCAAGGAUGAAGGUUUGUAAAGAUGUACUUGCUCUGGAUUUCACUGAGCGGGACGAGUCUGGGCUGAAGUUUUCUGUGAUUCUGUUUGUUGCAUUGGAACGGCUGCCUUAGUAGACUGGAGGGAGGGAGAGGGAGAUUUUAAGACUGGAAGCAGUCCGGAGCGCAUGGUGUUUCUGCCUGCUUUGAUGAUGCUGCCUGCUUUGAUGAUGUCUUUGGGUCUGCAGUGACUGACAUCCUUCCAGGUACCUGGGUGUCCUCUGAAAGUUGUGUCCUGCAAUUCUUACCUACCAGGUCUUUGCCACCAAGGCUGGCUAAGAUGCUUUGGCAAAUACUAGAGAUGUUAUGUUGGGAUUGUUGAGUGCAAGGGCUUUAUAAGCAAGAAUAUCGAGGAACAGAGCCUGAGUGGCUGAGAAAUUGAGUUGGGACUCAGGAGAACAAUUUGUGACUGUCACAAACUUCCUGUGGGGCCAUUGCAGGCAGUUGGUGUCGUACAGCACAGCAGCAGCACGGCCGUGAAUACAUACACAAGAAGCCGCUCUCCUUGAGAACAGUAGAGCAGCAGGCUGUCUGCACUAUGGCUGCUGAACGGCAUUACUCCCCACCGGAGAUCCCUGAGCCCACGCUGAUGGAGACUGUGCUGCACCACGGACUCUUCUUUGGAGCCAUUUUCCAGCUUCUCUGUGUGUUAGCCAUUAUCCUGCCAGUUUCCCAGUCCCGUAAGACAGACUCGGAUGGUUCUGGGACUAAGACCUGGGAGGCGGUGAAGAAACCAAAGGCAAGUGCUGCGCAGCUAAGUAAGAAACCCAAGAAGGAAAGCAAAAAGAAACGAUAAGGGCUUGACCGACAAGCCUCAAAAGACAGAAGAAUCACCUGUAAUGCUUCCUCAGAGAUUGUACCAAAGGCAUCCGAGUAUGUCGUCUGGUUUUCUGGCAUUGCCAUGCUUUACCUUUCGCAGACAAUGGAGAGGAACUGAGGAAACUGGAAGGGAAGGGCUUCUGAUGUGUUACAAGCAAAGAGUCAUAAGCAGGACUUUAUGUGAUGUGAUUCGUGGGUCAGUCCCCAUCCAGUGUAGUAUGAGACUGAAAUAAGGCUAGACGGGACUGGAGAGUGGGAGGUGGUGACGUAGCCACAGAGUAAGGCAUCUUAAGCUUCUUGAUGCCAGCUCACAUCUUGGUUUUUUAGACCACAAAUGAGUCAGUGGGAGGAGAACCUGCUGUGUGAGGUGCCUCAGGGCUCAGAGCGGCUUUGAAGGAAAGGCUUCUGUGGCAGGGCUGCAAGUCUGCCAUCUUUUUGCAUACGUAGACUGCCAUCCUCCAUUGACAAAGGCAUUGUGAGCCCAGGUAUGGCAGUAGUGCUGUUAGGUUUCUGGUAGAGAACAGACGCAGAACAGCACAUUUGCUGAAAUCAUCGGUUUGCUGCUCUCCCUUGCUGUUGGUGGAAAUGACGAGUGGACAGCACAAGGAAAGCAGAACAAAGCAUGUGAGACAAAAGCACUCUGAAGUUGCUUGGACAUCUCAGGACAAAGAAACAUGACAAAAAUUUCCCAUGCAAACAACACAAACUGGUAUCGUUGUUGAGUUUCCAUGGGUGAGGAUGGUAGUUGUUUUAUCUAACUCUGUCCUUCUGCAGGUUCCCUAAAGGUGGGCUCUGUUGCAUUCUUCUAACAGAGGCACAACUACUGAAAGAGUAAUGCACGCAUUACCCAAAAUACAGGAGUGCUUCCACAGCCAAAAACUGGUUGCCAUGAGCCCUGUGUGGUUGUUACCUCGGAGCAGCAGGCUGCUUCUUUCUCUGACUGAACGAGACUGAAUGAGUCAUUGCUAACUGGGAAUCCUGGAUGCUGGGGUUUCAUUUUGGGGGGGUGUGAAUUGAGGAAAGCAGAUUAGGCUAAAAGUUAUGUGCCUUCAUGAGGUGUUGAAUCGGCAGCUGCAGAUCUGACCUUGCUAAGCCAGGUUCUCACUACUGAUAACAGAUGCUUUUCUACGGACUUGGACAGUUAGUGCAGACAGCGGGUGUCCUGUCUUUGCACGUAACAUCGUUAGCUCCCCUAUCUCUGGAAUGCAAGGUAGCAGGCUCAAAGAGUAAAACCACAAAUUAACAAAGAAGCGGCGGAUUGGUGAACAGAGUUGUGGCUGAUGAGACGACCAAUCAGAGCCACCCAUCGUAACCCAAGCCCAAGAAAAUAGCACCAUGACCUUCAUCAGAAAGACCACCGAGAGACACGCGUGUGUAAAAGAGCUGAGACUUGGGGCGGGGGGGGGGGGGGGGGGUUGUCAGUCCUUCUGGGGACUCAUUGUAAUAACCCAAACUUUUCUUGGACAUCUAAUGCAUAUGUAAGCAGCUUGGUCUUUAAGUAUGUGCCUUUCUUGCCCUCCGGCAUGCAGGCUAGGUGGGCAUAUCCCCCCCUGCAUCUGGCGUGUGCGCAGCGCUGAUUAGACAUACCUGCUUUAUAACUACUCAGAGGUGGGAUUGUGCUGUAUUUGCAGUUGGUUCCGAACGGCUCGAUACCUGUUUUGGAAUGUUGAUUAGCUGGACUUACGGUAUGCCUUUAGUAAUUACCGUAUUCCACAUUUUAUUUUCUGUUGAAAUAUAUACUAAAUACAAGCAAAAUAUUUUUGUUUAAAAUAAAAGCAAGAAUAACUUUUUAAAAA